AGUCAACAUUCCACAUGACAGUUUGAUCACCAGUAGACUUACAGUGAGUCUACCAGAAGAAAAUAAAUUAACUUAUAUAUACACUUGCACUCCAGGGAUUCCUUACCAAAAAAGGAGAUGGCACAAGGAAGGAGAAGCUUAUCAGAAAGAUUGGAGAUGAGGGCUGAGAUUAUAAGCAAGGCCUUUGAAUUGUCAAUGAAUGCACACAAGUUUUGUGGUGCACGCUCUGAUGAGUAUCUUAGCCAGGAAAUUCAUAACUCAUUUGAGAUUGUUUUUGCAUUUCCGGGAUCAUGGUCUGUGAAUGAGUGGUUUAGCUGCAGUCCCUUUGGCGAAAUAAAGAUCGACCUCUCGCUCUUUCCUUGUCUCAGAAGCAUUGGCAAUCAAGAAUUCGCGUUUGUAAAUGAAGCAUUCUUCCGUGAAUUUAUAGCACUUCUUCGAACAUCUAGGUUGGCAAUUGAGGUGGAGAAAGCAGUGAAAGAUAAAAAGCAAGUAGUAUUUGCAGGUCACUCCUCUGGUGGUUCAUUGGCCAUGCUCACAACUGUUUGGUUCCUGGAGAGAUACACUAGGAAAAAUGGUGCCACAACUCCUCGUUGUGUGACUUUCGGCUCUCCAUUGAUCGGUGACCACAUCUUUUCUCACGCCAUAAGGCGAGAAAACUGGGGUCGUUGCUUCAUAAACUUUGUCACCAAAUAUGACAUUGUUCCUCUGACAAUGCUUACCCCUUUAUCUUUAAUCCAUAAAACACUCCCACGAAUACUCGAUUUUCACUGUCCAAAAUCAGAAUUUUACAAGCACAUGAUGAUUUCAACAUCAAGUGCGGCCUCAUCGUUUUAUUUGAAUGUAUUGACGCAAGCAUCACUUGUUGCGAGUUAUGUUGCUUCAAGUUUCAGGGGAAGCACAAAUAUACUAGUCGGAAAUUUCUCAAAAUUCGUUGAGCUUAGCCCUUAUAGGCCUUUUGGGACAUAUAUAUUCUGUGACGAAGAUAAGACUUCUUUUGGGAUGGAGAAUCCGGAUGCUAUUUUGCAAACAUUGUUCUACUUUUCUCGAUUGAGCACUGAAGAAGAAGGUCCAAUGGUUGCUUGUCUGAAGUUAAAUGCAAAUAUGAGGUACGAAGUAGUAUUAGAUAAUUGCUUAAAGAUGCAAAAUUUUGUUUAUCUGGAAAAUGCAUCUGAUCUGGAGGCAGAGGAUAUUAAAGACACUCUGCAUGACCUUGGCUUGGACACCCGAGCCAUACUAUCUCUCUAUGCUGCUCUAGGCUUCGAGAAACAAAAGAUGAAAAAUGAAGCAGAAAUCGAGAAAGAAAUCAUUGAGAAAGACCUUUGUGCAAUUCAAAAAUAUAAAAUGGACUGUGAACUUUCCAAAGUCGGAUACUAUGACGCCUUCAAGAUGCAAAACAACGAAAGUGACUUUAAGGCAGACGUUGCGAGGCUUGAGCUAGCAGGAAUCUGGGAUGAAAUUGUGGACAUGGUGAAAAGAGGCGAAUUUCCGGAUAAUUUUGAGGGAAAGAAAGAGUGGAUAGAGUUGGGCACAAAAUUUAGACGAUUACUGGAGCCUCUAGAUGUCGCGAACUACUAUAUGCAAGGAAGAAAUGACGAUGCAGGAAGUUACCUAAUAAAAGGUAGACCGAGGCGCUAUAAAUUUCCACAGAGAUGGCAUGAACAUGACAAACGAAUGGUGCGAUAUGAGACAAUUUCAGAAUCAUGUUUUUUGGGGGAGGUGGAGGAAAUAAAGUUCGUAAGCAAGAAAACGUGCUACGAAGAUAUAAAGGAGAGGAUUGUAAAGUUAGAAGGACAAGUAUUAGACUGGUGCAACAAUGAAGUCCUUGAUAAGGAUGUGAUUUUGGAAAGUUCUACCUUCACUCAGUGGUGGAAGUCACUCCCCGACGAGCACAAGUUAGCAUCGUGCAUAAAACAUUUGUUUGUUAUGACUUGAGAAUGUUAAAGGGUCCAGGGUCUAUUUUACUCUCAGUGGGCAAUCAGGUAUUCUGGUGUGCAGCUAAUUACAAGAUUUGGUGCACUAGACAGAUCAAAAUAAGAUCUCACACUCUAGACUAGUUUAAUAUUGUGGUUUGGCUGGCCUUCUUAGUCAUUGUAUAGCUUUGUUCUGUUUCGAAACCUUCCUGGAAAAAUAAAUUCAGCACACUAUCAAUCCUAGUAUCGACUGUCUGUCAAAAAAAAAAAAAAAAUCCUAGUAUCGACUGUGUGGAAUCACAGAUUCUACAUUUCUAAGCUUAUCUGCAGAACAUCCAUGUUGUUUGGAUCAUGAAGACAGCCCGAGGACAGGAUGAACGUGUACUACUUAUGCUAAUGGGAUCAUGAGAGUGGUGAUUUUGGUUAUUAACCGAGACUUGUAAUUACUUCCUGAUACGAUGAAGUGAUACUGUGCAAAUAAAAAAAGUCUGUGACAUUUUCCUCAGAAAUAUACAACUUUUAGGCUCAA
This is a messenger RNA of Daucus carota subsp. sativus, 2439 nucleotides long. RefSeq names its product protein EDS1B. The transcript is spliced from 4 exons. Gene Ontology annotation, biological process: lipid metabolic process; defense response. Lineage: Eukaryota; Viridiplantae; Streptophyta; Magnoliopsida; Apiales; Apiaceae. The record is from RefSeq and is a predicted model, not a curated record. Bases 118 to 1932 code for a protein of 604 amino acids.